Molecule: messenger RNA, 6163 nt
Organism: Carassius auratus (goldfish)
Lineage: Eukaryota; Metazoa; Chordata; Actinopteri; Cypriniformes; Cyprinidae
Product: acetylcholine receptor subunit gamma-like
Exons: 17
Coding region: 193-1746 (517 amino acids)
Biological process (GO): monoatomic ion transmembrane transport
Cellular component (GO): postsynaptic membrane
Molecular function (GO): acetylcholine-gated monoatomic cation-selective channel activity; transmembrane signaling receptor activity
Source: RefSeq, a predicted model, not a curated record
GCAUCAUUGUCGCGUAUUAGAGGCAUAAUGAUGUUGGCGAUUACUGAAUGUGACUUUAAGAGCGCGCUGUAACUCGAGCCUCGUGCAGUGACAGCUGUAGCAGUGAGGGGAAGAGAGAGCUCUGUUACUGACCACUCGAAAAUAACGUGUCUGUCUUUUGUUACUAACUUUUAAGACUGUCUUUUGGCGACCAUGGCCGACCGAUUCGGUAGGACGUAUAUAGUUGCGUUUGCGCUUGUGGCCACUGUAUUACAAGUCAGUGCAAAUGAGGAGAUCCAGUUAAUCGCAGAUAAGUUUAAAAACUACAAUAAAAAUAUUCGACCAGCAAGACACCCUGAUGAAAAAGUCAAGGUUCAGGUCAAGUUGACUCUAACCAACCUCAUCUCUUUGAAUGAAAAAGAGGAGACUUUAACUACAAAUGUUUGGAUUGAGAUUCAAUGGCAUGAUUACCGUCUUGCAUGGAAUACAUCUGAGUAUCACGGCAUUGAUCUGAUCCGUGUGCCAUACAACACUGUGUGGCUACCAGAUAUAGUUUUGGAAAACAACAUUGAUGGCAAGUUUGAUGUGGCAUAUUACGCUAAUGUGUUGAUUUCGAGUGAUGGCUCCAUGUACUGGCUUCCCCCUGCCAUCUAUCGCAGUACCUGUGCUAUUGAGAUCACCUACUUCCCUUUCGACUGGCAAAACUGCACACUAGUCUUCAGGUCUCAGACAUACAGUGCAAAUGAAAUUGAUAUGGUAUUGGCAGAAGAUGGAGAUACAGGAAAGCCUAUUGAGUGGGUGGACAUUGACCCUGAGGCCUUCACAGAGAAUGGGGAGUGGGCAAUCAAGCAUCGUCCUGCUCGUAAGCUGACAAACUCACGCUACUCUCCUGAUGAUCUGGAGUACCAAGAGGUGUAUUUCAACCUCAUCAUCCAGAGGAAACCACUCUUCUACAUAAUCAACAUCAUCCUUCCCUGCUCUCUCAUCUCCUCUCUGGUCGUACUGGCCUUUUUUCUACCUGCAAAAGCUGGAGGGCAGAAGUUGACUGUGUCCAUUUCUGUAUUGUUGGCUCAGACUGUGUUUCUCUUCCUGAUCGCUCAGAAGAUCCCAGAAACAUCACUUUCUGUGCCUCUUAUUGGCAAGUAUUUAAUCUUUGUCAUGUGUAUGACCACACUGAUCGUGACCAACUGCAUCAUUGUCCUCAACUUCUCCCUCCGUAGUCCUAGUACACACAACAUGUCACACACCAUCAGACAUAUUUUCCUUGAGGUGGUCCCACGUUUCCUUGGCAUGACUUUGUUUCUGGAUGAGGAGGAGCCGGGGGGUGGGACGUGUGAAAUGAGGGAGAGGCGGCGCAGUUCCUUUGGGCUGAUGCAAAGGGCUGAAGAAUAUGUUUUGAAACAGCCACGCAGUGAGAUGAUGUUUGAUAAACAGAGAGAGAGACAUGGACUCAUGCGCUCAAUUGUGGAUGAAAUUGAUGUGACCAGUACGGCAAACCUCUACAAGAGUCUGGCAAAGACUGCACCAGAAAUAAAAGAGUGUGUGGAUGCCUGUAACUUCAUUGCUGAAUCCACUAAGCAGCAAAAUGACAUUGGAUCUGAGAUGGAGAGUUGGGUGCUGAUCGGUAAGAUGAUUGACAAGGUUUGUUUCUGGGCAGCCAUCUUGCUAUUCUCUGUUGGCACAGUGGCCAUCUUCCUUAUGGGUCACUACAACCAGGCACCUGAUUACCCAUUCCCUUGGGAGAACAAAAAGUACUUACCUGAGUAGAGAAGAAGACUCUGUCCAAAAAGAAAGAGAGGAACUAGCAAAGAGCCUGCUGCUGUAUGCUUAUGUGAUAUAUAAAAUAAAUACCAAGACAGGUUUUAUAGCUGUAGAGUACAACAAGCAGCACAUUAUUUGAUCAGGAUUGUAUGACUUGUUACAUUAUCUUGUCUUAUAUUUGAUAUUAGGGACUAUGGGUGUCCAUGCAUGCAUUAACAACAUUUUGUACUCUGAUCAUGCUCAGAUUUUUUACACUAGGGGGAUUUUUACAGAAAUGUUCAUUUUGCUUGUAUUGGUGCAAACAAUAUUAAUUAGUGAAAAAAAUAAGGAAUAAAUAAACUAAUGUUUUCAGCUUAUUUCAGACCAUGUAGUUGUUAUCUAGUUCAUUGUGGCUGCAUUUGGUAACACCCCAAACCAGUUUAUCAUCAGCUAUCAAACUGUAAUGUAACAAUAUGCGUUACUGUUAACAGUGUGUUACAUCAGCCACUUUUUAUACAGUUCUCAGUGGCCAUCACUGUAGUAUUUAAUAUAAGUAUUGUAGAGAUGCAUGUUCAUUUUUGUUUGUUCCAUGUUAUCUUAUGUAUCUCUUUGUCAUAAAAUGUUAUUUUAAUUUUACUUAUGCAAUUUUGCAUUAAGUUUAUGAUUUACUAUAAACUCUUUAUAUAUACAAAAAAAAUAUUGUGGCCUAUUUGCAGUGAAUAAAUGGAUUCUUAAUUCACACUGUCUUAAAAUAUCCUGUGCAAACGCACAAGAAACAAGUUUGAUAUCUGCUUUUUAGAACAUUUUAAAAUCCUUAUUAAGCACUGUGCUUUUGUGAUUUUUCUAUGUGCACCAAAGACAGAGAAUAAAAUAACUGACAUAAUAUAAAAAUCUGAUUCUUUUUUUUUUUUCUUUUUCUUUUUUUGAGCUUGGCUACCACAAAUGUAAAAUGGUACAAAUUUUGUUACUGUUGUAACUUUUCAAAGGUUCUACAGGUCCUUUACAGCUACCAAUAGCCUAUAUGUACUAUUUGGUGAAUAAUGAUGGACCUUCAGUAGCACUGGUUUUACCUAAUGAGCUUUCAUCUUGAUUUACUUCACCGCUUUUAAAGUGGAAUUAUACAUUUUAGGAAUUAUAAAUAAAGAAUUUUGUAACCACUCUGACUUUAUAAUUUUUAUAUUAAAAUGUUUUUACAGUGCAUAUUUUUCAAUCAAAAAGUGAUAUUUUUUAUAGUGAUAUAUAUUUUAUUUGUACAGUGACUACCUAAAUUCCAUGUACCGUAACCCUGAAAGUGUUAAUUUCCUGUCAUACCCUGUGGUUUCUUUCGCAUUUGUUUCCUGUGGUCAGCAUUCUCUGAGUGUAUCCUCUGAUGUGGGUUUUAUCAGUGUGUUGUUUGAGUUUUAACAAACCGUUUCAGCAGUACAGAUGCUUCAUCACCUCUGAGGAUUCUGUGAUAAGACGCUGCUUAUCACAUCUGCAUCUUCCGCGUCGCAUCUAUGCAAAUUACGGUGGAGAUAUGAAGCGUUUGCGCUAGAGACAAAUCCAGCAAACCUACGCAUUGGGAGUUGUGAUGGGGGAUAAGUUAUGUAGAAGUUCGAGUCUAACUGGGAAAUAACAAUCUACGAAACUACAAGGUUCCAGAAGAGCGCUUAGGCCUAAUCGCGACAGUUUCCUUGGUGAUUAGAGGAACAGUGGAAACUGAAGCCUCAUCCGGGUUACCAGGUAGAAGCAGGUUUGGAGAGAUUUUUGAAGAGGGAAAGUGUCUGAGAAAGGAAAUCAAAGAUUGUUGAUUCCUGUGUGCAGUUCCUUCUAAGUAAGUGAUUUUAGCUGUGGUUUUCAUGUCUAGGCAAAACAGUUGCAAAUGAUGAAAUCAUCAAAUGCAAACAGCUGUAUUAUCUCAAGAGUCAUUUUACGCAUACAGGGUUUUAUGAUUUGUUUGAUCUGUUAUAAGUUUAUUAUGUGUUGAAUAUCUCCUUCUCUUUCUUCCAGCUCUUUUCUAGUUUACUUGAACUUCUGUCUCCCUUCCACUGUGUCUAUUGUUUCACCUGCAGCCUGGUUGUCUGCCCUCAGUGGGCACAGUCAGCCAGUGCAAAACCCUCUAAUACCCUCUAUCUGCCCUACUGUUCACUUCCUUAACAUCAAAUGUUUAAUAUUUGAAUUUAUAACACAGUCCCAUUCAAAGGUUGGAUGUCAAAAUGUCUAUUUUUCUCAAAAAGUAUAAACAAAUUCAAUGGAGUUACAUUGGCACCCGGUGGCUGUUUGUGGUAUAACACCUAAACAAAAUUGCAUAGGUACCUACUUUUUUUUUGUAUCAACUUCAAAUUUGGAACACAACUUAUUUAGAUAUAUGGCUUUAAUUUUAUAGCAAUUCUGGAUUAAAACAUUUUAGAAAAUAUUUAUUUUACAUAAAAUAUAAUAAAUAGUAGAGUACAUUUUCUUUACAGUAAAUUUAAACGUCUAUAACUUUUAAUCUAUAUGCUUUCAUGUAGGGCUGAAACGAUUCCUCAAGUAACUCGAUUACAAAAAAUGAUCGAGGCAAAUUCCUCUGCCUCGAAGCCUCUUUCAAUUUAUUUUAAAUCUCAUGUCAGGUUCUUUCGCAAUGAUUUUUUUAAAAAGAGACCUACCUUUGGUCUGUAUUCAAAAGAUUAUUAUGUAUUCAAAAUUAAAACAAUUUAAGUUUGAAUAGCGUACUUUCACUUCUACGUAAAAAAAAAGGGGGGGGGGGGCAGGUAAUAGGUUCAUUGAUCGAAAAUAUAAUUAAAACCGUAAUACUUUGAAAUAUUUACUAUACAUAUGUUUGUCAAAUCAGCUGAAAUCAACCAGUUAUCUACUUUAUUUAACUUUCCACUUUUUAUUUGUUUUCUCUCAGCUCAAAAAUCAUUUCCAUAUUUUGAAACUAAUGAAGAGGUAACUUGAUAACAAAUCAUGUGUACCACAGCUGGAGUGCAGUCUUUUAAUGCUAGAUUGAUGGGUUAUCUUAUUUUGUGGAGAAAGUUGCUUUAGAAAGAUAAUUCAGCCCAAAAACAAUCUGGAAUGAGUCCAACAGCCACAAGUGAUUUAGCCUUUUUGUCCUAGUUAUUUUUACUCAUGCUUAAAUGAAUACAGAUUAUGUGAUAAUAACAACAGUGCAGACAAAUCCUGCACCUGUGAAAGUAAAAUACACCUACAGUAAUAACAAUAAUGAAUGGUUUUUUUUAAUCAUGCAUCUUUUCACACAUAAUAUGCUAUGCUGCUUACGUUUAAAGGAACAAACAAAGAGGAGCAAAUAAAAAUUAGAAUAAUAAACAGAAAUACAAAAAAGUAUAUGGAUGCAACGAAUAUGUCUGAUCUACUGUCUUCCAAUUGGAAGAAAAUAACAAAAAAUUAAGCAGAUAAACUAUGGUUGAAUUUAUCUUGCCGAUACAGCUUGUAUGAAUGAUUUCAUGAAAUAUGUGCACUUUGUGUUAGAAGGCCAAAUCUUUAUAGCCAUCUUCCUGCUACCUGUAGAAUUUUCUUAUCAAGUGUUUGCAAACCAUUGUUGUUUAUAGUAAGGUGCACAAAUCAAGUUAAACUGCAUGUAUCAAGACAGGUAGCUGAGAACAUAACAUGUUCUCACCAUUGAUAAGAGAAGCUGUGUUAUGAUUUGGUGUAAACUAAGAAGAAUGGUGGUCUCAGCACAGAUCCCUGCUGUACUCCAGUUGGGAACAGCCUCUGCUGUUUAUACAUCUAGAGCAGGGUUCUCAAACCUUGUCCUGGAGGGCCAAUGUGCUGCAGAGUUUAGCUCCAACCUUGAUCAAACUCACCUACCUGUGAUUUUGUAAUGAUCCUAAACACAGUGAUUAGCAUGCUAGGGUGUGUUUGAUUAUGGUUAGAGCUAAACUUUGCAGAAAAAUGGAUCUUGUGGGCCAGAUUUGAGGAUCCCUGAUCUAGAGAAUGAUUUUUUGCCUCUAGUUUUAUCUAAUAUCAUUCUAACAUUUCACAUUUUGUAAACUAUGUCAAAAAGCAUAGCUAAUUUUUUCCCCCACUUUGUGUGCCUGGCUGUUUUUGUUUGUUGUUGUGUUUGCACAGGUGUGUCUUUGUCCAGUAGCCUUAUGGCUGGUUCUGAGACAGAUGCAGCAAAAAGGUGGCAGAAAUGUGUGGACACUGUGCUGUGUGAUCUAACUAAGGAGCAACUGAAAUCUAUUGAAAACAACAGUGAGGAACGGGACUUUUUUGUGGUACAUCACCUGGCAGACCUGAAAGAAUGCUGCAUCUCUCCUCUCAUUCAUGGCACACCUAUCACCUGUAAAGUGGAAAACAACAGAGCGAUACACCACCCGCUCUAAGGUACGUGUGUGCACUCUCUACACGGUCCGUCUGACACAUGGCGAGUUCACAUGGACGGUAAAAAGAAAGUACAAGCACUUCCAGGAGCUCCACAGAGACCUUUACAAACACAAAGUGAUACUGCAGUUCUUGCCCCGGG